UGUUUGUUUACUUUUGUCACUGAAAAUAAUAAAUUGUGAACUGAGAUUUGAUUUGUGAACCAUUUGUGAAUGAAUUGGAUAAUCGAAAUUUUCACAGUAAGAAAUUUGAAAGAAUAUGCCCACUGUAAUUUUAUUAGACGUUUCAUUAUCAAUGACGAGUCCGGUCCAACUCAAAGAUGGGACUGAAACAACUAGAAAACAUUUAGCUGAAAUAGGAAUAAAUGCAUUUUUAGACCAUCUCAGUGUUCAGUCGAAAUUAGAGUUCAUCUCCUUGAUGGCAUUUUCUUCCUUAUAUGAAGAAAGAUGUCCAUUUACCAGGGACUAUGCCGCCAUAAAGGCUGAACUGAAAAACAUAGAUGAUUAUGACAAAACUUGUAUUGAAACCGCACUUCAUGGUGUCAAUCAGAUGGUUUUGGGAGAAUGGGGUAACAACUCAGCAUGUCAGAUAAUUAUGGUCACAGAUGGCAGUACAGGAGUUGGGCCAAAAUCACUAAAAGAUUCACUGGCAUCGUUGAACCAACGCUCAAGCAAAUCAACUUUCCCAGUACCAUUUACUUUUCCCGGAAAAUUGCAUAUCAUUUGUAUAACUCCUUCAUCUGAUCUCAAUUUCACAAAAUCCAAACCUCUUUAUCAGCGGCUUAUAGAUCUCACGGGAUAUGAUGGAUCGAUUUUAGUACCAGAGAAUCUUCAAACUGAAACCAGUGUCACCAAUUUGUUCCAAAAGUUAGCGGAGGACAUGUAUACCACUUUCAAAGGAGUUUUGAAAUGUGGUAAUCUGGAGUCGAAAGUUAUUUUGUCACCUGCUCCAGUGCCGUACACGCGAGUAACGGACUUCGAGUGCCACACCCGCAGCAUAUCCGACCUGAUCGACGUGUGCGGCUUCGUGUCGGUGGGCGACGUCGGCUCCCCAAUGGCGGUCGGCCGCCACCUCGUGCUCCCAGCUCCCACCCUUGGCCCCGGAAGGCAGGAGGGCGCGGCCAAAAAUGACGCGGACGCCGCCGACGAGGACGUUGGGGAUGAGGGGCGGACGGCGUCUUUUUGUGUGCUGCUCCACGGGGCGCUCAGAGUGGAAAAUAUGGCUGCAUUGGUGAGCCUUGGAGAAAACUGGUUCGGUUUCAUCUACUCCUGGGCCGAUUCCAAGAAGAAAUCCAACCUGAUGCUGACGAUAUUGACCCCCGGCUCUGAUGCCGUUCCUUGGCUGGGCGAUCUCAACAAUUUAGGGUCCAGCGAAUCAUUCUCGCCCGAUCAAGUUGGCAGUUUUCCGGUGAAACCGUCCGAGAAGAGGAGCUACUCUCAGAACGGAGUGGUGUGGAUCAGACAGGCCGGCUUGCAGUCCGAUAUACAGAAGAUACUGAGGCAUGCAAGGAAGUUGCCAGAGAAAACUCAACAGUUCUAUAAGGAAUUGAAUAGGCUGAGGAAAGCAGCCAUUUCACUUGGUUUUUUAGAUCUAUUGAAUGGUUUAGCGUAUAUUUUUGACCAAGAAUGUAUGCAAUUGCCAGGAAGUGCCCACCCUGAUUGUGCCCUGCAACUUCAGCAUGCUGCAGAAGUGUUGAGAAAAACGCAGAACAGAGAUAUAAAAUAUGUUGUGGUACCUUUACAAACAAACUAUACCAAUUCGUGAGUUUCAUAUUAUUUCAAUUGAUUAAAAUAUUUCUCAAGACGAA
Molecule: messenger RNA, 1664 nt
Organism: Phaedon cochleariae (mustard beetle)
Lineage: Eukaryota; Metazoa; Arthropoda; Insecta; Coleoptera; Chrysomelidae
Source: the annotation of a GenBank genome assembly